Molecule: messenger RNA, 1087 nt
Organism: Salmo salar (Atlantic salmon)
Lineage: Eukaryota; Metazoa; Chordata; Actinopteri; Salmoniformes; Salmonidae
Gene: mogt1
Product: 2-acylglycerol O-acyltransferase 1
Biological process (GO): triglyceride biosynthetic process
Cellular component (GO): endoplasmic reticulum membrane
Molecular function (GO): diacylglycerol O-acyltransferase activity
Source: RefSeq, marked provisional
AGAACCCGGGAGUGGGAACCGCAGACAUGGUGAAGAUUGAGUUUGCACCCUUGAAUAUCCCGCUCAACCGACGUUUCCAGACAGCUGCAGUUCUUCAAUGGGUCUUCUGCUUUCUCUUUGGAGGUAACUGGUAGACUACUGCGCACUUCCUCAUCUUCAGCAAAUCAUAACCAUAGUGGCCCAGGGUUGGGGUCAAUUCAAGUCAGUGCUUGCUUAUGUGAUGCCCAUAUUUUUCUGCACAUCCAUCUGUCUAGCGCAGUGUUGUUUUUGUGUGUACGUUGUGAUCGUGUUGAAUGGAUACUGGCACGUGGCUGCUCUGUAUGCCCUGUGGCUCUACCUGGACUGGGACACACCUCAGGCUGGGGGCCGCAGGUCUGACUGGGUACGCCACUGGACCGUGUGGAAACACUUCAGAGACUAUUUCCCCAUCCAUCUGAUUAAGACAUGUGACCUAGACCCAGAGAGGAACUACCUGAUGGGUUUCCAUCCUCACGGAAUCCUGGUCGCCGGAGCGUUUGGGAAUUUCUGUACUGAAUACACAGGCUUCCGGGAGCUCUAUCCAGGAAUGACUCCUUACCUGCAUACCCUCGGCAUCUGGUUCAGCUUCCCAUUCUGCCUGAGGGGAGCAGGCAGCAAUUCUAAAAUAGAGCAGACAUUCAUGUCACAUGAUGUUAGCAUUAAAUUUAGACCACACUGUCUGAGCUACUGCACAGAGAUGCUGCCAAGAUGAACCCCUGCUAUGCCAUUGUCUUAAACCUGUAUGAUAAAUAGACAGUGCCACAUAUAGGUUGUAAGAUCGCAGGUAAUGUGCUGUGAGAUUUUGUUAAUGGCAUGAAAUACGGAUUGGAAAGGGAAUCAGGUCAGGAUUGCAUUGUAAGGGAUUGAACAUUGAGCAAUGGGAUUUGGAUUUAACAUUUAGAAACAUGUGGGGGGGGGGAUCUUUGACCCAGUGGAUCAUGACAUGGACAGAAUUCUGUGGAAAGUGUAGACGUCAUAGGUGGUUACUCUCUCAAAGAUAUUACUAAAUUCCCAAGACAUGGAUUGGCUAAUAUAUUUCUAUAUGUGAGAAUAAACUAAUGUAGGGCUG